Messenger RNA from Cannabis sativa, 952 nucleotides. RefSeq lists its product as uncharacterized. NCBI's taxonomy places the organism in Eukaryota, Viridiplantae, Streptophyta, Magnoliopsida, Rosales, Cannabaceae. Gene Ontology annotation, biological process: proteolysis. The transcript is spliced from 5 exons. The record is from RefSeq and is a predicted model, not a curated record. Bases 40 to 879 code for a protein of 279 amino acids. Gene Ontology annotation, molecular function: cysteine-type peptidase activity.
UUAUUAUAUUUUGAAAUUGUAAUUAAUUGUUUGAUGUAGAUGAAAGGAAAGAAGAAAGUUUCAAGAGAUCAUUUGGCUCCACCGACUCAGCCACCGAUAAACCCAAAGGGGCCUAAUAAACAGUCUGUCAAACGGUACAUUCCCCCUGCAAAGACACAAUUAUUGUCUGGACUUUCAGAGAUUGUGAAGAAUUGGCCUGCUAAGAAAUCAAAGAGAUACUAUAUUAAACCGGAAGUGUUCGGAGGAGAAGGCCAAGAGUGUUGGAUCAGCGCUGACGAGGUGGAAGAUGUGUGCGAGCUCCAUAUGAUUGGAAAUACUGUUAUGUCUCUUUGGUGCAGUUAUUUGCAAGAACACACACUUAAUCUUGGUGGGUUGAGGAAUACAUAUGCAUUUAAUAAUCCUGCUUCAGUAUCAACUGAAGCUGGUAAACUCAAACAACGUUCAGAGAAUCUAUGUCAGCGAAUGAUGGGUAUGCAACCUGAACAAUGGUUGAUAUGUCCGUGGAAUUCAGGUGAUCACUGGUUGACAAUUAUGAUUCAUGCCAAUACUCAAAGUGUUGCAUAUCUUGACUCGACGAAUGACUUUAUCCGAACUGAUAUUAUGAAAUGUAUCCAAAAUGCUGUGGACAUGUACAGGAUCGAAAAAAAUAUACGAAACAAGGGUCCAGUAAAAAUCAACCAAUACACGUGUCGACAGCAGCCGGAUGGAAUACAAUGUGGUUAUUAUGUUAUGAAGAUUAUUCAGAGUUUCAUGACGGUUGUUAAUCCUGCAAGUUUUUUGAAAAAUCAUUUCAAGUUAGACGCUCCCUAUAGUAACGAGGAGAUCAAUGCCGUACGGGAUGAGUUGGCCGAAUUUGUGAAGCCAUUGAUUAUAGAUUAAGUACUUAAGGUUACUACACUUUUGAUAUAAUACAUGAGUAACAAGUUUUAUGAUUAUUGUUAUCUUUUGCAUA